AUGACUAAUCGAUCUAGACGACAGUUGGGUGAAUAUAGUUUGGGUAAAACCUUGGGAGCAGGAAGUAUGGGAAAAGUCAAAUUAGCCAUCUCAUCUGUUACAGGAGAAAAGAUUGCUAUCAAGAUCAUUCCUCGUCAUACCUCACUCACAGCUGCACAACAACAAGUUGAGAAAUCAAAAGAAUUGAAAGAAGAUGGUGUGAAUGGUAGUAAUUAUCUGGAGAAAGCCAAGAUUAAAGAUCAGGGUAAAGAAGUUCGAACGAUCAGAGAAGCUAGUAUCGUCUUACUCUUACAUCAUCCUUAUGUGUGUGGUAUGAAGAGUAUGUUGGUCUAUCCUCAUCAUUAUUACAUGCUCUUCGAAUACGUUAAUGGUGGUCAGAUGUUAGAUUAUAUCAUUUCUCAUGGAAGACUGAGGGAACGAGCAGCAAGGAAGUUUGCAAGACAGAUGGGUAGUGCAUUAGAAUAUUGUCAUGCCAAUUCAAUCGUACAUCGAGAUCUCAAAAUCGAAAACAUUUUGAUUUCCAAGACUGGCAAUAUCAAGAUCAUCGACUUUGGUCUAUCGAAUCUCUUUUCACCUAAUUCAAAUCUUCAAACGUUUUGUGGUUCACUCUAUUUUGCUGCACCGGAAUUAUUGAAUGCCAAAGUGUAUAUCGGUCCAGAGGUAGAUGUCUGGAGUUUUGGAAUCGUUUUGUUUGUGUUAGUUUGUGGAAAGGUUCCAUUUGAUGAUCAAUCGAUGCCUGCUCUACAUGCUAAAAUCAAACGUGGUCAUGUUGAUUAUCCAACUUGGCUGAGUUCUGAAUGUAAACAUAUUCUUUCAAGAAUGUUGGUCACUAAUCCGCAAAAUCGAGCUAGCUUAACCGAAGUUCUAUCGCAUCCAUGGAUGGUCAAAGGAUUUGACGGACCACCAGACUCACAUAUUCCACAUCGAGAACCAUUGAGGAUCAAUGAGAUACAAGAAGAAGUAGUCAAAGGAAUGACCGGGUUUGAAUUCGGAACAGCUGAAAAGAUUGAAGCCGAUCUCCGAGCGGUUCUGACCAGUGAACUUUAUCAAAAAGUAUUGAAGAAUCAUGAUUCAAAACGAUCUAGAUUAGAUGGACAUCCUGAUAUUUAUUCUUCAUCUCAAAGUGGUUCAAGUGCUUCGAUGGCGGCCAAUGGAAUCAAAAAAGAACAUCGAGGGGAUCGAGAAUUACCAAAGGCUACUAAUAAAUCGGCCAAAAGGUUUUCUGGAUUCGGAUUCUAUGGAAAGAAGAUUGCAGCUGUUCUUGGAUCGAACUCUACAUCUAAACAUGAAGAAAAAUCAAAUGAAUCAAAUCCAUUGGAUACCUCUGUCUUGUUGAAUGGUCAAUCACUCGAUACCGUUGAUCCUACUAGAGGUUUUCAUCCAUUGAUUUCGAUUUAUUAUUUAGUUAGAGAAAAGAUUGAAAGGGAAAAGAUCUAUGGACCUGGUUUCUUUGCUUCCUCUACUCUUUCUGUGACUGGACCACCACCACCACCUGCUCCUCCCUCAGCAUACAAGAGUGCUUAUUCACCUACGGUACCGGAUUUUCCUGAUAUUCGACCACCGGCGGCUGCUGCUGUGAAUACGAAUAAUGAUAACCCACCACCUAGAUCAGCUCUCAAACAUCGUACGUCGGGAUAUCAAACAGCAGAAGAAGAUCGAAACCAUCGAACAAGAUCAUCUGCUCGACCAUCUACUGCCGUAGCAGUGAUGAGCACAGCACCUAAAUCAGCACCUGCUUCACCUGCUAGACCAGGUGAUGAAACCGAUCAUCCUCGAAGAAGUACACAAGCCAAUGCUCAAAGAUCUGAAUUAGGAUCUAAACCACCUACCAGUCGAGCCGAAAGAGUGCUCAGUAUGAUUGAAACUAGUGAUCAAGCUCAUCAUCAAUCUACAAGUAUUGCUAAACGGUUUGGAUCAUUCUUGGGAAGAUCUUCAUCUGUGGUAGAUCCUGAUCAUGAUUAUAAACGACAUCGGCCUAGAACGUCGAUUGGAGGAUCUGGACAUAAAUCGUCGACUAAGACACCCUUGAGUGCUUUACCACAAGUCACUGAGACUAGAAGGAUCGAUCCAGAUGAUGUUCCAUUGAGUGCACCGGCUCAUGGGAAACCAGUUAGUAGAGCAAGUACGAUUGGAGUUCCUGGAACUGGAGCCGGAACCACCAAAGAAUCAAGUUCUACUGCUGCCAAUCGAACUAUUCCACAUUCAGCUUCAGCUGGAUCAUCUUGGAGACCUAGGUUGAAUUCAUUACAUAAUCCAACAAGUACCCCAAGUGAAGGAGAAGAUCAAGGAACAAGUCUUUCAAUGGGAAACGGAGGAGUUGAAGCUCCUAAUGCUAAUAAUUGUACAACUUUAUUGGAAAGUGAAGAAGAAGAAAUCACCAAUCAUCAUCGAGAAGUAGAAGUGGAGAAUGAGAAUGAGAGACCGGAAAGUGGUGGGAUGAUACCUUCUUCUAAGUAUCAAGUUGAAUUUUCGGGUAGAACGGCUUCACCUAGUCGUGGAGAUAAGAUAAAACCGAUUUAUUUAAAAGGAUUAUUUUCAGUAGCAACUACAUCUACCAGAGGACCACAAGUCUUACGAACCGAUCUAAUUAAAGUUUUGAACCGAAUCGGAGUUCAAAAUCGUGAAAUCAAAGGUGGAUUCGAAUGUGCUCAUGCUCCUUCGAUUGAUCUUUCUAGGUUAGGUAAAGGUAGAGAUCGAGUAGGUGUUUCGAACGAAAGAGUUUCUUCUUCUUCUCCACCUCAAGAAUCUACCACUGCUGGGGUUGGAUCAGCUGGGGGUGGGACAGGUGGGACAGGUGCGAUGAUUAAGAGAAAGUUGUCCAGAGGAUCUUUUAUUGAGAAUGGUGGUAGUGAUGCGUUAAGUUUAUCAAAUCAUCAAAAAGGAAACUUUAGUAAGAAGACAAAAGAUGAUUUGGUAGUUCGAUUUGAAAUCUUUAUUGUUAAGAUGCCUUUGUUACCUGGUAUUAAUGGCCUACAGUUUAGAAGGAUUUCAGGUAAUGUUUGGCAGUAUCAAACGUUUGCUAAGAGAAUUUUACAGGAAUUGAAGUUGUGAGGUGUUUGGAUCAAGAUCGGAUUUGAAUGGUCAAGAUCGGAUUUGGAUGGUCAAAAAUCAAUGAAUGGUCAAAAAUCAAUGAAUGGAUUUAAUGGAUUUAAUGAAGGAUGGGGUUUAAUGAAGGAUUAGGUUUUUGAAAAGAACAAAAGAAGGAAAUAGGUACAAGGAAAUCUUGGGAUCCGUCUUUUUUCUUUGCUUUUGAUGGUUUGUUUGAUUAAUUAAAACUUGCUUUGAUUUGGUUUGGUUUUUUAAAUUUCUUAAAUUUCAAUCUUUUUUCAAUCUUUUUUAAUUUUUUCCAAUCUUUUUUAAUUUUUUCUAAUCUUUCUAAUUCCUUUUUUAUCAUAUACAAUCUACAAUCUCUUUCACUUUUUUUGACUCUUUUUUGCUUCCUUUUUUAAACUUUCAUGAAUUUUAUACUUUUAUAUCUUUCUUUUUUUGGUUUGGUUUUGGUUUUAUUUUAAAAAAAAUAAAUUUAUGGUUUCGUUUUAGCUUAGCUUAGUCAAUUUUUUUCAUUUGAAUCUUUAUUUGAAUCUUUAAAUCUUUAUUUGAGUCUUUAUUUGAAUCUUUAUUUUGAAUCUUCAUUUUGAAACUUUAUUUUGAAACUUUAUUUGAAACUUUAUUUGAACCUUUAUUUAUCAAUUGAGAAAAAAAAAUGGAGAAGUUUUUUUGUUUUUGUUUUGUUUUACUUUACUUUUGACUUUGACUUUGGUUUUGACUUUGACUUUGGUUUUGAUCACUACUAUUACUAUUACUAUUACUAUUACAUACUCUUUUGAUCUUUAUUUUUCACAUGAUUUGAAUCCUUUAAAGUCUUUCUUUUCUUUCCAUUUUCUCUUGAUUGUUUUAUAAUUCUUUUUUUUCAUUUCUCUUUUGUUUUUGGUGCUUUGUUUUUUGUGCUUCUUUUGCAAUGUGAUAGUGUCUUUCUUUUAUAGGUCUAUAAC
Messenger RNA from Melampsora larici-populina 98AG31, 3992 nucleotides. RefSeq lists its product as uncharacterized. Gene Ontology annotation, cellular component: cytoplasm. Gene Ontology annotation, biological process: microtubule cytoskeleton organization; protein phosphorylation; intracellular signal transduction. Lineage: Eukaryota; Fungi; Basidiomycota; Pucciniomycetes; Pucciniales; Melampsoraceae. Bases 1 to 3051 code for a protein of 1016 amino acids. The transcript has 7 exons. Gene Ontology annotation, molecular function: protein serine/threonine kinase activity; tau-protein kinase activity; ATP binding. The record is from RefSeq and is a predicted model, not a curated record.